AUGCCUAUGAUCGUCGUAGACGGAAACUUUGCCGCGGUAGCGACGGCUUAUCCCGCGCAUCUCCAGCGGCCAUCGCCAUGGCAUACCUCUUAUCUGAUCAUCUUGCUUAUACACGCCGCAACACUUUGCCCGGUGAGGAAGCUUAUUGCUUUGCGAGUAUUGUCGGAGAUGGGCAUCGUAAAGGAGGCACCCGAAGCUCUUCGACACUUAGAGGCGCAGAGGGAAAAUGGUUACGCCAACCCCAUCCGCAUUAGCGAUCCGCCCACCUGGCUAGAACAUGCUGGGGUAGGAGCGAAACCGCCACUCUUGGUUGGGGAAACGUCCCCGACGCCUCCAAGCGCUUCCUUUCGGCCGGGUCUUAUGAGACAAUACACGAGAUCUGCAGUGGACGACAUGGGACUCCCUCUCGAUGUUCACCAUGUGAUCUGGCUUGCGCUCCUGCGUCUAGCGAGGACAUGGAACACGACGCUCUUCUGGCUGUGA
Heterobasidion irregulare TC 32-1 is the source of this 483-nucleotide messenger RNA. RefSeq lists its product as uncharacterized. The record is from RefSeq and is a predicted model, not a curated record. Bases 1 to 483 code for a protein of 160 amino acids. NCBI's taxonomy places the organism in Eukaryota, Fungi, Basidiomycota, Agaricomycetes, Russulales, Bondarzewiaceae. The transcript is spliced from 4 exons.